This is a messenger RNA of Colossoma macropomum (tambaqui), 1855 nucleotides long. RefSeq names its product tryptophan hydroxylase 2 (tryptophan 5-monooxygenase) (gene tph2). The transcript has 11 exons. Gene Ontology annotation, cellular component: neuron projection. Gene Ontology annotation, biological process: aromatic amino acid metabolic process; serotonin biosynthetic process. The coding region runs from base 88 to 1776 and encodes 562 amino acids. NCBI's taxonomy places the organism in Eukaryota, Metazoa, Chordata, Actinopteri, Characiformes, Serrasalmidae. The record is from RefSeq and is a predicted model, not a curated record. Gene Ontology annotation, molecular function: iron ion binding; tryptophan 5-monooxygenase activity.
AUCUUUCGUCACGCUAUAUAAGCAUGGCUCUGGCACUGCCGGGGGAGGUGGAGUGCAAGGUAGAGUGGCACACCCAGACAGUUCCCCAUGGCUUCAGAGGUGCAGAAGAAGAAGGGAUCAGAGACGGCCCCUGCAUCUUCCGAAAUGCAAGGCAAAAACAAGCCUCAAGAAACUAUGCCUGUGCCCUCUGACCUGCAGAACCAGAAGAAGGGUCCAGAGAUCCCCAAGUCACCUGUGGGGCUGCUGAGAAAGAGGGGUCAGGAAGUGGUCCCGAAGAUGCAGCCGGCUAUGAUGAUGUUCUCCAGCAAGUACUGGGCACGUCGAGGAUUAUCUUUGGAUUCAGCCAUGUUUGAUCAGCAGCAUCUUGGCAACAAUAUGCUUCGCAGGACAUCCUUUGGUCGUAUAGACGAGAAACCAGACAAAGAGGGAGGCUCCACUCUUGAUCCCGGGAAAACAGCAGUGAUUUUCUCUCUGAAGAACGAGGUGGGCUGUCUGGUGAAGGCCCUACGGAUCUUUCAGGAGAAGCAUGUGAAUUUGGCCCACAUUGAGUCACGCAAAUCGAAGCGAGUCAACACGGAGGUGGAGAUCUAUGCGGAGUGCAGCUGCACUAAGAAGGAGUUCAAUGAGCUGGUGCAGCACCUUAAAGACCACGUCAACAUCAUCUCGUAUAACACACCUCAACAUGUGUGGUCUGCAGAGACCGACUGUUUGGACUGUGUGUGUGUUUUGGGUGGGUUGCCAGAUGGGGAAGGAGUGCCCUGGUUUCCCCAGAAGAUCUCGGAGCUGGACCAGUGCUCUCACAGAGUGCUCAUGUACGGCUCGGAGCUGGAUGCUGACCACCCGGGCUUUAAAGACAAUGUGUAUCGACAGAGGAGGAAGUACUUUGUGGAGGUGGCGAUGAACUACAAAUUUGGCCAACCCAUCCCACGCAUUGAGUACACGCCAGAGGAGGUGAAGACUUGGGGAGUGGUGUUCCGGGAGCUGACUAAACUGUACCCCACCCACGCCUGCCGCGAGUACCUGAAAAACCUCCCACUGCUCACAAAGUAUUGUGGAUACCGAGAGGACAACAUUCCUCAGCUUGAAGAUGUGUCUCUCUUUCUAAGAGACAGGUCAGGAUUCACAGUGCGACCUGUGGCAGGAUACCUGUCACCUAGAGACUUCCUCGCUGGACUGGCAUACCGAGUGUUUAACUGCACUCAGUAUGUGCGUCACAGCACUGAUCCGCUCUACACACCAGAGCCGGAUACCUGCCAUGAGCUCCUGGGUCAUGUGCCACUCCUAGCAGAUCCAAAGUUUGCUCAGUUCUCGCAAGAAAUCGGCCUGGCCUCCCUAGGAGCUUCAGAUGAAGACGUGCAGAAGCUGGCUACAUGCUAUUUCUUCACCAUUGAGUUUGGCUUGUGCAAACAAGACGGCCAGCUGAGAGCCUAUGGAGCAGGGCUGCUGUCCUCCAUUGGAGAGCUAAGGAAUGCCUUAUCAGACAAAGCUUUGGUGAAGCCAUUUGAUCCCAGGACCACGUGCUACCAGGAGUGCCUCAUCACAACUUUCCAAGACGUUUACUUUGUGUCAGAAAGUUUUGAAGAGGCCAAAGAAAAAAUGAGAGAAUUUGCCAAAUCAAUCAAGAGGCCCUUCUCUGUCUACUACAACCCCUACACCCAGAGCAUUGACCUUCUGAAGGACACCAGGAGCAUUGAGAAUGUGGUGCAGGACCUCCGCAGUGACCUCACCACAGUCUGUGACGCCCUGGGAAAAAUGAACAAGUACCUCGGCAUCUAGAACUAUAUGAAAUUUGUCUAAGUGAACAGGUUUCAGAUUAAUUAUAUGUAAAAUGCUUUGAGAUUUUCUGCUUUGAACU